This is a messenger RNA of Helianthus annuus (common sunflower), 5249 nucleotides long. RefSeq names its product G-type lectin S-receptor-like serine/threonine-protein kinase At4g27290. NCBI's taxonomy places the organism in Eukaryota, Viridiplantae, Streptophyta, Magnoliopsida, Asterales, Asteraceae. Gene Ontology annotation, molecular function: protein serine/threonine kinase activity; ATP binding. The transcript has 8 exons. Gene Ontology annotation, biological process: protein phosphorylation; recognition of pollen. Bases 2605 to 5085 code for a protein of 826 amino acids. The record is from RefSeq and is a predicted model, not a curated record.
AUUUUUUUAUUAGUGUUGAAUAGGUUGGUAGGUUAAAGGCAAGAUGUGUUGAUUGAUAGUUCAUCAAUUAAAUUUGAGAAGGUAAAUCAAAGAAUAAAUAAGAUUCAUCUAUUGUAGUAUUUGUUAGUUAUGGAAGUUAACGACUAACAUACUACAACAUUCGUCUAUUUCAUACAAGUUUUAUAUUCGUCUUUUUAGCUAUCUAUGGUGAAACUAUCGAAUUUAGAUAUCAGGUAGGGUUACUCUCACUAGCUUUUAACUACCAAGUAUAUUAAAGGUGUGGUAAAAUCGAUAUAGAGGAGCCAAGACAAUGAAGUAUAAUCACACCAGACACUCGACAACAACUCAUGUCACUGGUCCUUUUUUCAUUGGUGUUUUGGAGGUUCAAAAAGGGGCUGCUGGUUCACAAGUACCAUCCAGUACAACAGAGGAAAAAGUGCUUGAUUCUAAGUCUCAUGUCGAACCACAAAUGUUUAGAGGUCAUGUAAGACUUGAUACUGACUCAUAUACGUUGUCAACCAUGUGAGUACCCUUCUUAAAAUGAUUUCGGGUUAAGACGGCUCCGAGCAAAAUGAGUUCAGUUCAAUUAAAUUAUUAUUAGUUAAGUUCGGGUAAAUAUGGGUUUGGAGCAAAAUAAGUUCGGUGGUUUUGUUGAAAAAAAAACUUUAAAGUUUUGAAACUUUUUUUGAGCACCUAUGUUUAUGUAUUACAUAUGAUGAUUAUUUUGUCGAAUAAAUGGGUUCUGAGAAACAGCUUGAUUAACUUUUUAUCGAAGAAAUGGGUUUUGAUGAGGAGACUUUGGUCAAUUUCAACGUAUAAAGAAGUCUUUAAUGACUUGUGAUUUUUGCGUUACUUUUUUUUUUUGAAUUAAUUGUAGUUUACUAAUUUCAUUAGUACUUGAACGUUUAUUUCUUUCUAAGGAUUAUUUCAACAAUUUUAAGUGAUAUCUAUUUUCUUUCCUUGAAUUUAACUGUUUUCAAGGAUAUCAUCCCUUGGUAUAUUAAUAUGAAUUUAAAUAAGAAUUUAGAUAUUGAAGUUUAUAUAAAUUUGAUGUCAAUCAAAAUAUGAAAACCAUGACCUUUUGUUACUCUAUUAAAGGUUCGCUGGUAUGUAACAGGUUUUUGGAUAGGGAAGUGAUCACUCUGUUUGGUUUUGGGUUUGUACCAGUUAGGGUCGUGUAUUGUUUGUUUGGGACAUGUUUCAACCCUUAGACGUGAAGCCUAAGUUUGGAAAGGCCUAGAACAAAAAUGAUGAUCUACAUGGGCUUCAAUGCCAGUAGAUAUUAUAUGUUUGUGUUAAGCCACCCGCGAAGCUCGCGGGAUCUUAGGCUAGUAUAUAUAUAUAUAUAUAUAUAUAUAAACACCAAAAAUCCGAAAUAAAAACAAACGAAAGAAGUAGAAUGAAAGAGAUAAACACUGUGUUCUCGAGUUUCAUUAAAUGAGAGAAAAGAAAAGAUUUGGAAGGAAAUAAUUUUUAGUUGUGUUCCACAGUUUCGUUAAAGGAGAGAAGAGAAGAGAAAAUAAGAGGUUUUUUGCCUAAAUUUAAUCUUUCCAAUUUGGAAAGAAACGAAGAGAAGAGAAAAGAAAAUGAGAUAAUCAUUUCUUUUCUCCCCUUAGCUUAACUCGGGAACACAGCGAAAGUGACGCCAAAUUAAGGCUUUGGAGGACAAGUUUGGCCCGUUGAAAUCUGAAAAAGUCAAAGGAUUUGAAUUAUGGGGUGUCGAUUAAGUAGAUUUGAAUUAUUCAAUUUCAAAGGCUUUGGUAACACAAGCCUGACCUUUGGGAACGCACUAAAAAAAUGCUACCAUGAGAGAUCAUGUGUUUACAAUCAUUAUCCUCAAAGACUGGAUAUAACCAUUUAGGAGACUAAUCAACUCAUUCUAGUGGAUACCAUUUUUAACUCGUGCGUUAGAUCAAAUGCUUUUCUACGUACCAUUUGCAUGAAACAAUAUUAAAUUAAAUGUGAUAAUUUUGACUAUUUUAUCUAUAAAUAAGUUGAUUAAAGUUUGAUAAUUUUGACUAAACAAAAAUGUAUCUAUGUAUGAGUUGAUUUAUUUUAAUAAAGAGUGUAUAAAAAGAAAAAUAAACUUUUGCUUAAUUGUUAACCCAACCCUUUCCUUCCUUCCUUCAAAUAACAACAUUUCAACUCAAACCUGCUUUAACCUUUUACAUAAGUUUUAAAGGUUGACUUGUUGCUCUGUUUUUGAAUGAAAUUAAGGCAAUCUAUAUUUGUUUUGACCCGACUACUUAGAGUUAGUUUAUAUGAAUAGAAUACAAUAACUAUGGCCCUAAACAAUUCCGUUCCUGGUCUAAUAGAAAGAAAUUCAGGAUAUGUAUUUGAUCCGACCAGUCCCGUUUAUAUUAUUGUAGCUAUUUAUUUGAACAAUUAGUCAACCCACUACCCACCCAUGUUAACCCCGCGCUUUGAAUAUGUCUACUUUGUCACCGUUCAUUCAUUCAUAUAAAAACAAAAAAAGUUAUGCAAAAACCAACUUAGAUAUUGAACGGUAUUCCCACUAGUUCAUAUUUUCAAACUACAAUUCACAUUUUCAAACUACAAAAACAACUCAGGUGUCACAACUUCAUCGUCACCCGCCUACCAAAUAUGAAAUGCUUUUUGAGUCCCCCCCUAUUCAUCAUCUUCUUCACCAUUUCAACUCUCUUGUUAACCACAACUGCAAUCAGCACCAUUACACAAAACCAAAACAUAACCGAUGGCCAAACCAUCGUUUCAGAUGACCAAUCCUUCAGAAUGGGCUUUUUCACCCCCUCAACCCGUUCACCCAACCGGUUUUUCGGAAUCUGGUACAACAGAAUCGAACUCAUAACCGUCGUAUGGGUCGCGAAUCGUGAAACCCCUCUCAACGACACCUCGGGUGUGUUAACACUCAACAAUGAAGGGACUCUAAUGCUUCUUAACCAUGCAAACACCAUAAUUUGGUCAUCAAAUUCAUCCACAACCGCAAACAAUCCAGUCGCACAGCUUCUAGACACUGGGAACCUAAUGAUCAGGAACGAAAACGAUACCAACCCGGAUAACUACGUGUGGCAGAGCUUCGAUUAUCCCGGUGAUACAUUUAUGCCAAGCAUGAAGUUUGGGAAGGACUUUGUGAAGGGAUUAGAUAAGUAUUUGACUUCAUGGAAGAGUGUUGAUGAUCCUUCUAUAGGGGAGUAUACAAAUCGGUUUGAUUCGAAUGGGUACCCUCAGAUUCUGUUGAGGAGAGGUUCCGAAUUGGAGUUUAGUUCCGGGCCAUGGAACGGGCUGCGGUGGAGUGGCAUGCCGAAUUUGAAACCGAAUGAGAUUUAUACAUUCGGGUUUGAGUUUAAUGAGAGGGAAGUUUAUUACAAGUAUGAGCUUGUUAAUAGCUCCAUUGUGUCUAGAUUUAUUCUAAGUGUGGAUGGUAUUUUAGAGCGGUAUACAUGGAUCGAAAGAAGCAUGAGAUGGGAGAUUUAUGUGACAGGACAAAUGGAUAGUUGUGAUCGCUACGGGUUAUGUGGGGCGUAUGGCAUUUGUAGCAUUAACGAUUCCCCUCCUUGUGGGUGUUUGCGUGGGUUUGAGCCGCGAUUCCCUGAGGAAUGGAGACGGGCGGAUUGGGAUAACGGGUGUGUGAGGAAAGUGGAGUUGGAUUGUGCGGCGGGUGGAGACGGGUUUGUGAAGCAGUCGGGUGUGAAGGUUCCGGAUACGAGGAGAAGUUGGUUUAACGCGAGUAUGAAUCUUGAGGAGUGUGAGAGUGAAUGUUUGAGGAAGUGUAAUUGUACCGCUUAUGCUAGUUUGAAUAUUAGUACAGGAAGUGGAUGCUUGAUUUGGUUUGAUGAAUUGAUUGAUAUGAGAGUGUAUGCUGAAGAUGGGCAGGAUAUCUUUGUAAGAAUGGCUGCCUCAGAAUUAGGUGAUAGGGAAGCUAGAACAAAGAGAAGAGUUAUAAUUAUAGUCAUUCCUGUGGUGGUGUCUAUUACAGUUCUACUGGCUCUAUGCCUGUUUGUUUACAGAAAAAGGGCACAAAAGAAAAAUGAACUUACAGGAGAAAUUAGGGUUGUUCCUGAAAACAACUUUGCCACUGUAAACAAGAGGGAAGACUGGGAAUUGCCAUUGUUUGAAUUCAACACCAUAGCAAAUGCAACAAGUAACUUUUCAGAUGAGUUAAAGCUUGGAGAAGGCGGUUUUGGGCCCGUCUACAAGGGAGUUUUGGAGGAUGGAAAAGAAAUCGCUGUAAAGAGGCACUCAAGAAAAUCGAAACAAGGACUAGACGAGUUUCGAAAUGAGGUUCAGUACAUUGCUAAACUUCAACAUCGAAACCUUGUGAGGCUUUUAGGAUGCUGCAUUAAGGAAGGGGAGAGAAUGCUGAUCUAUGAAUACAUGCCUAACAAAAGCUUGAAUUCUUUCAUUUUUGAUGAUGGAAAAAGAAAGUCAAUGGACUGGUCAAAUCGUUACAAAAUUAUAAAUGGGAUUGCAAGGGGGCUUCUCUAUCUUCACCAGGACUCGAGGCUGCGGAUUAUUCAUAGAGAUUUAAAAGCUAGCAACAUAUUAUUAGAUAAAGAGAUGAAUCCAAGAAUAUCAGAUUUUGGGUUGGCAAGAAUUAUGGAGGGAAGCGACACCCAAGCAAAUACAAGAAGAGUGAUGGGAACCUAUGGUUACAUGGCACCUGAGUAUAUGAUUGACGGAAUAUACUCAGUCAAGUCGGAUGUCUUUAGCUUUGGUGUAUUGUUGCUAGAGAUUGUAAGUGGAAAGAAAAAUAGAGGAUUUCGUCAUGCGAAUCAUGAUCUCAAUCUUCUUGGACAUGCUUGGAGGCUAUAUCAGAAUGAGAAACAUAUGGAUUUGAUUGAUGACGUUAUUAAGGGUUCCUAUACGCAGUCAGAAGUGAACCGAAUAAUUCAAAUUGGUUUACUAUGUGUGCAAAAUUAUCCUGAAGACAGACCAGACAUGACCAUGGUGGUUCUUAUGCUAGGUAGUGAAGUUCUAUUGCCUGAACCUAAAGAACCUGGUUUUUAUACAGAAAGGAGAAGACCACAGGAAGCAGAAUCUUCAUCCAGUAAUCCUGAGGGCAGUUCAUCCAACCACUUAAGUGUCACAUAUAUGCAACCCAGAUAGAAAAUUCCCACUUUAGUAUACAAUUUUUUGUAUAGUUUCUACCCAAAAAUUUUACAGGAUUAGGCGUGUCAAAUUUGAUCUUAUUAUUGUUAAUUUUUUCUUUUUUGUAAAGCAUAGUGUGGGAUCCAUGAUGAUUGUUGUAUAUAAGAUGAUACUGGUGUUCA